AUGUUCACCAGGAAAGUGAGCGUCAGCAGGCACCUCCGCACACACACGGGCAAAAAGCCGUUCAAAUGCAACCAUUGCCCGGCCGAGUUCGCGGAUCGUUACAACUUGACGCAACACUUGUUCGUGCACAGCGGCGAAAAGCAGUAUAAGUGCGAAGACUGUGGCAGAAGGUUCGUGCGAUGGUGGACCCUUUCGUGCCACAACAGGACGCACACCGGCGAGAAGCCGUUCUCAUGCGAUUCGUGUCCGACCGAGUUUUCCCUGAAGCGCACGUUGGUCACCCACAAGCUUACACACUCCGAAGAAAAGCCCUGGCAGUGUGACCUCUGCGACAAGACGUUCGCGCUAAAGCCCAACCUGAGGCGCCACUCCCGAGUCCAUACUGGCGAGCGACCGUACGAAUGCAACCUCUGUCCAGCCACAUUUUCCAGCUAG
Messenger RNA from Rhipicephalus microplus (southern cattle tick), 435 nucleotides. RefSeq lists its product as uncharacterized. The record is from RefSeq and is a predicted model, not a curated record. Lineage: Eukaryota; Metazoa; Arthropoda; Arachnida; Ixodida; Ixodidae.